ACCCGACACUUUGCCAUGGUCAGGUUGAAAUGGAGAAUCAGUGGCAGCUUUGAGCAAUUCUGACAGGGGAGAGAUCAUUUCUGCAAGGCUCUGGUUUCUAUUUUCCGCAAUUCAGUAUUAAUAAUGACAGCCAUGAGAGCUCUUCAGGCUUCGAUUCCCUACAAUCUAGGCUUUGGCGCGUCAUCCGCCGUGGCCACUCCCCGCACGCGGCCUACUUUCACUCGCCGCCGCCUUGCCGUCUUCGCCGCCGCUGAACCGUCUGAGCAAUCUGUUGAAAUAAUGAGGAAGUUCUCGGAGCAGUAUGCCCGGAAGUCUGGAACCUACUUUUGUAUGGACAAAGGGGUCACUGCUGUUGUUAUUAAGGGACUGGCAGAACACAAGGACUCACUGGGUGCUCCGCUCUGCCCCUGUAGGUACUAUGAUGAUAAAGUUGCAGAAGUGCAGCAUGGCUUCUGGAACUGUCCCUGUGUACCGAUGAGAGAGAGGAAGGAGUGCCAUUGCAUGCUCUUUCUCACCGAGAACAAUGAUUUUGCUGGGAAAGAGCAGACCAUUUCUUUGGAGGAGAUCAGAGAAACAACGGCAAAUUUAUGAUACUUCAUCCGUUGUACUCAUGAACUGUUAGUACCAAUCAGUGAUACACAUAUUUUUAGAUCCAAGUUUUAGAGAUUCCCUCAAUGUGAAUCCAUCAAUGUGCUACUCAAAUCACCAACAAUGAGAGUGAGGUCUUGUGAAGUGGGAUGAUACAACGGCGUGCUUCAUAUUCAGCUUCUUAAUAAUCGUGUCGGGUCAAU
Molecule: messenger RNA, 791 nt
Organism: Cuscuta campestris
Lineage: Eukaryota; Viridiplantae; Streptophyta; Magnoliopsida; Solanales; Convolvulaceae
Source: the annotation of a GenBank genome assembly